AUGCAAGUCCCAUUGCUUCGUCUCCAGUGUGGUGUCAACAGCUAUGACUGGGGCAAGAUCGGCCCGGAGUCGGCUGCUGCCAGAUUUGCAGCCACCACAGCGGCUUCGGACUUUUCGAUAGAGGCAGAGAAGCCUUACGCUGAACUGUGGAUGGGCACGCAUCCUUCGCUUCCCUCCAAAGAUGUUGAGACUCAGAGGACAUUGUUGGACCUCGUGCAGGAUAACCAGGCGUUGAUUUCCACAGAGGUCAGCGAGCGAUAUGGUGGAAAGCUCCCGUUCCUCUUCAAGGUGCUUUCGAUCCAGAAAGCACUGAGUAUCCAAGCGCACCCGAACAAGAAAUUGGCGGAGCAACUCCACGCCAAAGAUCCCCGAAACUACCCUGAUGACAACCACAAACCGGAAAUGACAAUCGCUGUUACGCCGUUUGAAGGGCUGUGUGGGUUCCGUCCGUUGGCAGAGAUUGUCUACUUCCUUAACGUUCUGAAACCGCUUCGGAAGCUUGUGGGUGACGAGGAAGCCAGCCAGUUCGAGAACGCUGUCAAAGGAGCAGAAGAGUCCGAAGACUCUGACGUUAAGCAGAAUAACAAAGACGCAUUGCGCGCUAUCUUCAAUACGUUGAUGCAGUCAACACCAGACAAGAUCGAGACAGCUACAAAGGACAUCAUUGCCGCUGCAGAAAGCUCCCCAGAGACCUUUGCCGCUUCGGAUGGCUUCCCUGUUGGCAGCCCUAGCAGUCCCGCAGAGCUAGCCGCCAUCAUUCGUCGUCUCAACGGCCAAUUCCCCAACGAUAUUGGGUUGUUUGUGUUCUUUUUCCUCAACUUCGUCGCCAUGGAGCCCGGUGAGGCCAUGUUCCUGAAAGCCGACGACAUUCAUGCGUAUAUUUCUGGAGAUAUCAUUGAAUGCAUGGCAUCAUCUGACAACGUUGUGCGCGCCGGUUUCACCCCCAAGUUCAAGGACGUGGAAACUCUUACCAACAUGUUGACCUACUCCUACGCACCGAUCGAGGAACAGAAGCUGGAGCCAGUUGACUAUCCAUAUGCUGUGCUGAAUGUGCCAGCGUACUCAAGCGGAUCGUCUUGCCUUCUCUACGAUCCUCCGAUCGAGGAAUUCAGUGUGGUGAAGACUGACCUGAACAGAACAGGAGCUAAGGCGACUUUUGAUGGACUUGCGGGACCCAGUAUCCUGAUCUGCACAGGCGGACAAGGCCAGAUCCGGGUUGCGAACAAGACGGAGGAAAUCAAGGAGGGAUAUGUGUUUUUCAUCGGGGCAACUGCUGAGUGUAUUGUUGAAAACACCGAUGGAGGGGAGGAGGACAAAAAGGUUUUUACCACUUUCAGGGCAUUCUGCGAUUUGACGGGUAAGGAAGACAUGGCGAACGGCAACUAG
Molecule: messenger RNA, 1386 nt
Organism: Aspergillus ruber CBS 135680
Lineage: Eukaryota; Fungi; Ascomycota; Eurotiomycetes; Eurotiales; Aspergillaceae
Gene: pmi1
Product: mannose-6-phosphate isomerase pmi1
Exons: 5
Coding region: 1-1386 (461 amino acids)
Biological process (GO): carbohydrate metabolic process; GDP-mannose biosynthetic process
Cellular component (GO): cytosol
Molecular function (GO): mannose-6-phosphate isomerase activity; zinc ion binding
Source: RefSeq, a predicted model, not a curated record